AUGAAAGAUCCAAAGAACCCUACUGAGAGGGUUUCACUACGCGAGAUAGGAGAGUUCUCUGGAGUCAUGGACCAGGCAGUGGCCUACUUGUCCAAAAGCAGUCAAUAUCCGCCGAUGUCACCAGAAGUGGAGAACAAACUUGUUCGCAAACUUGACUGGAUAUUGGUUCCAAUGCUGUUGCUCACUGCAACUUUGGGUGCGGUGGAUAAGGUGGCAAUCAGUACGGCAGCUAUAUACGGGCUGAAAGACGUUGGCCAACAAUACUCCUGGGCGGGAUCUAUCUUAUCCAUUGGUGCAAUCGUCGGCAUGUGGCCCUCAUCCUACCUGGUCCAGAGGCUCCCGUCAGCAAAAUAUUUAUCCUUCUGUGCCUUCGGAUGGUCAGUUAUGGCUAUGUUGAUUGCACUAUGUCGAAAAUGGAGUGGGUUGAUGACAUUGCGGUUCUUUAUGGGGUGCUUUGAAGCGAUAAUAGUUCCCUCUGUCAGCCUAAUCGUGGCAGGUUUCUAUAAAAAACAUGAACAGCCUCCAAGAAAUGCGAUUGUUUUCGCUGCGAUUAGUUCGGUUAUCAAUGGUUUCCUCUCCUGGGCUGUUGGACAUAUCCCGAAUUCCGCACCCUUAGCAACCUGGCAGUAUCUGUACCUCAUCAUCGGAACCAUUUCCAUUACCUGGUCUAUUUUUGCUUUCAUUUUCCUCCCGGACACUCCUAUGACAGCGUGCUUUUUGUCUGAGCAGGAGAAGUAUUAUGCUGUGCAGCGAGUAGCUGAGAACAAGACCGGGAUUGUCAACAAGCAAUGGAAAUGGAAUCAGGCCCUUGAGGCAGUUAUCGACCCUAAGACCUGGAUAUUGUUUUUCUUCAACAUUGCUAUCAGUAUCCCUAAUGGAGGCCUUACGACAUUCAGUGGAAUUAUUAUCAACAACCUCGGGUUCACGCCAGUCAAGACAUCACUGCUCAAUAUGCCGACUGGGAUUAUGUCUACUCUCUCUGCAUUCUUUUUCUCCUGGUUGGCGGCACGAUGGACUAAUCGCAGAAGCCUUGUUGCCAUAAUCGCAGCUUGCUUGCCAAUUAUAGGGUCAGUAUUGGUAUACAGCCUUCCACGCACAAAUAUUGGAGGACAGAUGGUUGGAAUAUAUCUACUAUAUACCUACUUCGGGCCAUACGUAGUUGGCAUCUCCAUAGCCCAAGCCAAUACAGCCGGUCACACAAAGAAAAACUUCCAAUAUUCGAUCUUGUAUAUCGGAUAUGCUAUCGGUAACUUAAUUGGACCACAAACAUUUCGAAAUGAACAGGCUCCAGCAUAUACGGGCGGUUUUAUUGCAAUGUUAGCUUGUUAUUGUGUCUGUAUUGGUCUGAUGGGAAUGUAUUGGAUCUUGGUCAUACGGCUGAAUCGACGGCAGGAGGGCGUCGAUCCGGAGUCCAGUGCUUCUGGUGAUGAAAACCUGAAAGAUGCGUUUACUGAUCAGACAGACUUCGAGCGGAGAACAUUCAAGUAUGUUACUUGA
Aspergillus tanneri is the source of this 1497-nucleotide messenger RNA. RefSeq lists its product as uncharacterized. Gene Ontology annotation, biological process: transmembrane transport. The record is from RefSeq and is a predicted model, not a curated record. The transcript has 10 exons. The coding region runs from base 1 to 1497 and encodes 498 amino acids. Gene Ontology annotation, molecular function: transmembrane transporter activity. Gene Ontology annotation, cellular component: membrane. Lineage: Eukaryota; Fungi; Ascomycota; Eurotiomycetes; Eurotiales; Aspergillaceae.